Molecule: messenger RNA, 6974 nt
Organism: Clarias gariepinus (North African catfish)
Lineage: Eukaryota; Metazoa; Chordata; Actinopteri; Siluriformes; Clariidae
Gene: man2a2
Product: mannosidase, alpha, class 2A, member 2
Exons: 24
Coding region: 1350-4880 (1176 amino acids)
Biological process (GO): mannose metabolic process; protein deglycosylation; N-glycan processing
Cellular component (GO): Golgi membrane
Molecular function (GO): carbohydrate binding; alpha-mannosidase activity
Source: RefSeq, a predicted model, not a curated record
GCCACCGAACGAAGAGAUUACCGUUGAGGGCUUGCUUUUACUCGGAUUUCCACAGACUGUUAAACAUCUCAUUCGGGUUGUCACUGGUAUUUGUGGCGGUUUCGGUGUGGGGAAGACGUGCGGCCACCACGAACAUAAUGGUUCGUCGCUGCUAGCAGCAGGUGCUUCCUCUGCUGUGAGGGUUCCUGAUGUCGGAGCUGGAGCAUGACAGUGUAGCGUCAUGGAGGAAAGAACUCUGGAUUAAUGUGCCCAAAGAGACUGACUGAAAUUAGGCUGACAGCAGUUUAGAUUUUUAAUCAUAGAAUCUUUAAAACCUGACCCCUACUGCAUCUUCAGUUUUGCAUAGCUGGCUGGAGAGAUAUUUUUGAUGCUAGACAGAAGCUUGUUCAGCUUUUAGCCAAGCCAGUUUGUACAUUGGAAUAAUCUCAGUUCCCUCCUGGGGAUGGCUAAGUGAGUGGCCAAGUCUAAGCCAAGAAGAUUAAGAUCAUAUUAGAUUUAUAAAUGAAGGAAAGAGGAACACCUGUUUGACUGAGCUGCCAAAUCCGGACCACUUUGCUCUCAUUGAUUUCGACGUCUCUUUUGUACAUAAGACAGUGUCUGUUUCUUUCCGCGCUCUCUUCCACUGUGCGUGAAAAGAGUCAGUCAUUGCUUAUCAUCGUCUUUGGUGUAGGGGUACAUUUAGCAUUUAUUUCCUCAUUCUGUGGAAGCAUGACUAGAUUCAUCACAGUCAACAUUACCCUUCAGCUGGGUUAAAAAGAAGAGGGAAAAAUUUAAGAAAGAGGGAACGUGAGGAGCCAAGUUCCUUUUUUUUUUGCCCUCCUCACUCAUCGUUGUCUAAACUGCUUUGUGGAAACCUCCAUUCACUGUGAUUACUUUGUCUCCAGAGCCACUAAGGGAUAGGCAAUCUCAAGAGUAUAAAGGAUUGAUCUUAGACCUUUGAGUCAAAAGGAUUGCACAAGCAUACGUGUACACACACUGUGCAGCAACACUAGACUCCCUGUUUGGGCUGCCACUGUUUGGGCCUUGUCCCCCCCCCCCCCCCCUCUCAGUUCCUGUGGAUUUGAAUGAUCGAGGACGAGGGCCACAGGCUUGGCAGUGUUUAAUGUUUUUUUUAUUUGACUUAACUUUUGGUCAUUGUUGCUGACCACCAUCCUGACCCAUGCUCUUGAAACUGGAGCUCUAUGGAUACAUGGAGGGUAGACAUAAAAUCUUGCUGACAAAGCCUGACCUUCUGUGAAACGCAUGUUAAAGGAUUUCUGAUUCCCACCUUUUCAUCCAAGUUGUGCAUCGGUAAAAACUGUAUCGUCUCGUCCGCCCUUGCUGCAGCACUUCUUUGCUAAAAGGACAGGAUGAAACUGAAAAAGCAGGUGACUGUGUGUGGCGGGGCCAUCUUCUGUGUGGCUGUCUUCUCUCUUUAUCUGAUGUUGGAUCGUGUCCAGCAUGACCCAGGCAGGAGACAGAAUGGGGGAAACUUCCCAAGGAGUGAGAUUUCGGUGUUACAGAGCCGCAUUGAGCAGCUGGAAAAGCUUCUGGAGGAAAACCAUCAGAUCAUCAGCCACAUUAAAGACUCUGUGCUGGAGCUUACAGACACAGGUGCCAUCUCACCAUCUGGCCAACUUCCAUUUCGCAGUGCCAACGGCUCCUGGGUGCUGCCUUUUGAUGGAAGGCCCACCUUUCUCAGUGUAAAACCCCAAGACUGCCAGUUUGCACUGGGCCGCCAUGGCCAGAGUGACCUGCAGAUGCUAGAUGUGUACUCUCUGCUGAAGUUUGACAAUGUGGAUGGAGGUGUGUGGAAGCAGGGCUUUGACAUCACAUAUGAACCCACUGAAUGGGACAAUGAACCUUUGCAAGUUUUUGUAGUGCCCCACUCACAUAAUGACCCAGGUUGGGUCAAAACUUUUGACAAAUAUUAUAAUGACCAGACACAACAUAUUUUUAACAACAUGGUGGUCAAGCUUGCAGAGGACCCACGCAGGAAGUUCAUCUGGUCUGAAAUAUCCUAUUUUGUUAAGUGGUGGGAAAGUGUAGAUGCCCAGAAACAGGAGGCAAUGCGCAGAUUGAUCCUGGGAGGGCAGCUGGAGAUUGUGACAGGAGGAUGGGUAAUGACGGAUGAAGCCAACAGUCACUACUUUGCAAUGAUCGACCAGCUUAUUGAAGGGCAUCAGUGGCUGGAAAACAACUUGGGUGUGACUCCUCAUUCAGGGUGGGCUGUUGACCCUUUCGGCCACAGCGCCACCAUGCCUUACUUACUGAAGAAAGCCAACCUGACCAGCAUGUUGAUUCAGAGGGUCCACUACUCUAUUAAGAAGCAUUUUUCUUCCACGCAGAACCUGGAGUUCAUGUGGAGACAGGCUUGGGAUCCUCAGUCAAGCACAGACAUGUUCUGCCACAUGAUGCCCUUCUACAGCUAUGAUGUCCCACAUACAUGUGGGCCUGACCCAAAGAUCUGCUGCCAGUUUGACUUUAAGCGGCUUCCAGGCAGCAGGAUCAACUGCCCCUGGAAGGUGCCUCCACAGGCCAUCUCUGAAGCUAAUGUGGCUGAGAGAGUUCAAGCCCUUUUGGACCAGUAUCGCAAGAAAUCUAAGCUUUUCCGUAGCAAAGUCCUUCUGAUACCUCUGGGAGACGAUUUCCGCUAUGAUAAAGCCCUAGAGUGGGACCAACAAUAUAUCAACUACCAGAAGCUUUUUGAUUACAUGAACUCUCACCCAGAAUUGCAUGUUCAGGCACAGUUUGGCACUCUCACGGACUACUUCAAUGCUGUAUAUAAGGCUAAUAGGGUGGGCCAGGGGAUGAGACCACCUGGUUACCCUGUACUGAGUGGAGAUUUCUUUGCUUAUGCUGACCGUGAGGAUCAUUACUGGAGUGGCUAUUACACCUCUAGACCAUUCUACAAAAACCUAGACCGUGUGCUUGAGUCCCAUCUUAGGGGGGCAGAGAUUCUUUACAGUUUGGCUGUUGCACAUGCGCGUCACGCAGGGAUGGAAGGGCGCUACCCCAUCUCGGACUACUCCCUUCUGACGGACGCCAGACGCAACAUUGGCCUCUUCCAGCAUCAUGAUGCAAUCACUGGCACUGCCAAAGAGGCUGUUGUCAUUGACUACGGCACAAGGUUAUUGCGCUCACUUAUUGGGUUGAAAAGAGUGAUCAUUAAUGCUGCACACUUCCUUAUAAUGAAAAAUAAAGAUGUUUAUCGCUUCUACCAGACUGAGCCUUUCCUGGAAACGGAUGACCGCCGUGCCACACAGGACUCUUUGCCCCAACGCACUUUGAUUGAAUUGGACUCUUCACCUAGGUACCUAGUACUGUUUAACCCUGUGGAGCAGGAGCGUCUGUGUGUGGUGACUGUGCUGGUAAACUCAGCACGGGUCAGAGUUCUCACUGAGGAUGGCCAGACCCUGCCAGUGCAGCUCAGUGCACAGUGGAGCUCAGCUGUGCAGAUGGAUGGAGAAGUUUACCAGGCUUCCUUCAUGGCCCGCCUUCCUGCUCUGGGAUUGGCUGUGUUCCAUCUAUAUGACUCGAAUGACUCUCCUAUGACUUUGCGCUCAGAUACACUGCUGAGGGCUCCGGGGCGGAGCCAGAGCGUGCAGGGUUUGCAUCCCCUUCCUGUGCGCUCUCAGGUGCCUGACUCGCUGCCCAUCUACAUCCAGACACAGUCUCUGACAUUGGGCUUCUCCGGCACCACAGGCCUGUUGGAGAGUAUACGCCGGAAGGACGACCCUCAGGAGGUGAGGGUGCAGAUCCAAUUUCUCACCUACGGAACUCGGGCUUCAAAGGACAAGAGUGGAGCUUACCUUUUUAUACCGGAUGGCAUUGCCAUGCCAUAUGUGCAGAAAGAGCCGUCAGCUGUGCGUGUUGUGGAGGGACCGCUCUUUUCCGAGGUAGUUACAUACUACCAGCACUUCCAGCAGACGGUCCGCAUAAACAAUGUGCCAGGUAUAGAUGGUUUGUCUUUGGACAUCACCACCUUGGUGGACAUCAGGGACCAGAAUAAUAAAGAACUGGCCAUGCGUUUGGUCACAGACAUCCAGAGUGAGGACACAUUUUACACCGAUCUCAAUGGUUUUCAGAUCCAACCACGCAGGUACUUCCAAAAAUUACCGCUGCAGGCCAACUUCUACCCCAUGCCCACCAUGGCUUACAUCCAAGACAGCCAGUAUCGCCUGACCCUGCACACGGCCCAGGCUCUGGGAGUCACCAGCCUUGCUAGUGGCCAGUUGGAGGUGGUUCUGGACCGUAGAUUGAUGCAGGAUGAUAACAGGGGUCUAGGACAAGGACUGAAGGAUAACAAGAGGACAGCUAACCGCUUCCGGCUCCUGUUAGAGAGGAGAUCCAGCAGCAGCAGGCCUGUGGGUGCUUAUGCCAAAAUCAUCCACAUGAUAAGUAAAAUCAUCGCUCAUGUUUUAGGAGACAGCAUGAAAAAGGCUGGCGACAGUGGACCAGUCAGCUUCCCCUCUUUGCUGAGUCACAUGACCUCUGCCAUCUUAAACCAUGAAGUACUGGCACUGCCGGUCAUUCCAAAGAAACGUGGCAUUCCACCUCUCCGCACCUUUUCCCCACUGGCCGCAGCACUUCCCUGUGAUUUUCAUCUUCUCAACCUCAGGAGCAUCCAGAACCAGGACGCUAAUGGUCCCUCCCCACUUACUGCUCUCCUGCUGCAUCGCUUUGGUUUAGACUGUGGCCUCGAGCUCCAAAAUCCUGGUUUCAACUGCACCACGACACAGGGCAAGCUGGCCGUGUCGGGGCUGUUCCAGGGUCUGGACCUGCAGCUGCUGCAGCCCGUGUCACUGACGCUGAUGUACUCGGAGCCUCCGCUCUCCAACAACUCUGUUAUCAGCCUGGAGCCCAUGGAGCUUUCUGCCUUUAAGCUCAAACUGCACUAGGGCUUGUGACACCAGCACAGCCGGUGCAGAAAGACAUGCUCUCCGUCUUUCUCUCUCUGACUGGGGAGUGAGGAUCAUGAACACAUUAUGUACCAACAUGGAUGCUAAUGUCCAUCUAAAAUACUUUUAUAAAGAGAGAUUCCAGCACUAGUCGUGCUUCCCGUUGCUCUCCCAGAACUGAGCAACUGGACAAUAUAAAGAUGAAUAUAAAGAUUUUUUUUUAAACUUUCUUUUAAAUUUUUUUUUUAAAGUUGCUUAAAUUUGAAUCAACAGAAUGACUAGUGAUUGUAUGCUUUUUAUUAGACAUGGAUGCCUGAUCAUUAUUUGAGACUCUUGUACAUUACUUUUGUUGUCCUGGCUGGAACCACUGAUAUCCGUCUUCUUUUUCCCUUUUGUCUAUCUCGCAGAACUUCUUGGGCAAUGUAGCCUAAUGUACGUAAUUGUCUUUGGCUCUUCAUGAACUAGUGGGACUGAGUGCAAUAUGUGAAGCUUCUCUAGGGUUUUUUCUUUUUUUUUUUUCCUCAGUCUGCAGAAGCUGUGCUUGCAACUUCGUCACUGCCCCCCGUUUUGUAACUCGGUUGACUGCACCGCCUGCCGUAGCCGCAUGUUUCUUUGAAUGUCUGCUGGCUCGCCUGCUCGUUCAGGCAGCUUUACACAACAGGUUUUGCUCCAUCAUCUGUUAGUCAGUGGGCUGAUUUUAAGUUCUCCCUCUUUCAAUCUAUUCAUGAGUGUAGCGAUUGAUGACAGCUUGUCCAUUAUUUGGGAUUUUCUUUUUUUUCCUGAAAAUGCUGCUGCCUUCCAAUUACCUUGCUGUGUUACAUCCCAUUUAUUUCCACCCUGGGUCCAAAGUGUUGAUGUCUGCUAAGGAUGGUGUAGUGUACUUAAAAAUAUGCAGUAUACAAUACCUCUUAUAUUUUACAUUUGAAAUGUGCAAUAUAUUAUUGUGGUGACUGAUAUGAUUGUGUUUGGCACAGUGGCUAAGGUGAGAGAUUAUGGCACUGUUUUACCAUCAUGUAUCCGCAGGAGUAAGCCAGCAAUGUUUCCAACUUAUUUUAGAUCCGUAUUUUAACUGAUCUAAACUUAGCCUAAGGCCUUUAACUCCUAUCGCUGUAUAAUCAGAGAGCGGUGAUGUUUAACAGUAAUAGUGCUAGUGCCGAGGAAAAGCCUGGGCACGCUAAUGUAUUGUAAAGUUCUGUUUCAUUCCAGUGGUGUUUGUCCGUAGUGUUUCUUUAGUCCCGAGCCUCUCAUCCACUCGACUCUGCAACUGUUUAACAUUCGGUGCGAAUGUAUCACAACUGCCAGGAGGAAGGUGUCUGUAAAUGCCGAAGCUUUUCCCAUUUUAGCUCCUACUCAUCUUUUUGUCGUCCCUACUGUUUUCUCUGAAAUGUCUCACCCCUGUAGAGAUUCACACCAAUGUAUGAUUUACUGUGAGAAAUGAAUGUUCUGAAAGGAACAAUAUUGGUGGUGAAGAGGUUAGUAGCACUCAUGAAACCUCUGAGCGUGACUUGUCACUGUUGCCUUUAUCGACGCUAUAUAAAGACUUAUGGCUUCUGACCCGCUUAGCUCGUCUAAAAGAAGCGAGAGGCUGGUGAUAUUUAUGAACAGAAGUGUCUCAGUGUCAAGAGAUUUAGCUCCAUUCUAUACUCUUAGCUAAACAUUCAGAAGAACUGAGUGACUACAAUAAUAAGAUCUCAUAAAAUAAAUCAUUAUGUACAAUAAUUCUUCUCCCUAAUAUUACUAGCCCGCAACAGGGGUAAGCUUAUUUUAAAUUGUACCUUUUUUAUUAAGGUUAUAUCCAACACUUAAUUUGCAUUUAUUCUAAUUUUACUGCAGUGCUGCAUCAUUAGACCUCCUCACCAACCUACCAUACUCAAUACAUUUUUAUUUUUGGACAAUAAUUAAUUCUUAUUUGUGUAGUACGAUGUGAAUUUUUUUUUUCCAGUUCUAUUUUGUUGAAACAAAAAUAUUUUUAUUUCUCCUUGUGUGUCCAUCCCUUCCUGGAAGGAUGUUAAUGUGAAAUGAAGAAAUGCAAAACAAAGAAAAUGCAAAGUAGCUAAAGUUGAUAUUUAAUAAACAUCAGCCAUGGCAUUAUUA